This is a messenger RNA of Protopterus annectens (West African lungfish), 10460 nucleotides long. RefSeq names its product mitogen-activated protein kinase kinase kinase 13 (gene MAP3K13). The record is from RefSeq and is a predicted model, not a curated record. Gene Ontology annotation, molecular function: JUN kinase kinase kinase activity; ATP binding. The transcript is spliced from 15 exons. Lineage: Eukaryota; Metazoa; Chordata; Ceratodontiformes; Protopteridae. Gene Ontology annotation, biological process: protein autophosphorylation; JNK cascade. Bases 690 to 3569 code for a protein of 959 amino acids.
CGGAAGUGACGUCGUCGGUGGUUGCUGGCAGUGCCAAGAAAGACGGAGAAAAUGUUGGUAUAAGUGUAUUUCAAGGAACAGUAACUGUCCUACUUCCGAAAUGCUAACUGGAUUUUACGUAUAUCAGGAGACAACUGUACAUUGUCUCCACAACAGAAGGUAACUUAAGUGCAUUACAGGUGAGAUGGCGAAACGGGAGGUUUACUCUCAGGUUCCAGUAGCCUAUGCUAUGUUGGCUAUAGACUGGCGGUGAUAAUCCGGUGUCAGCCAGAUGUCCCAGUAUAUGUAAUCACUUUGUUGCGGUUACUCUCGUCUUUUGUCUCCCAGUGGUGCUGCUGUGCAUGGGGUGAUCGCAGAAUGAUCCGUUGUUAUCGUGAUGCUGCGUAUGUGGAGAGACACACAAUGGAAGCAAUAAGUAAAAAGACAAACUCUGUCCAAAAGCUGAUAUUUGGAAAUAAACGACAUUACAUGUACCAGCCAGGACAGUGUGGUUGCGGCUGUAUUCCUGUCAACAAUAGUGGCAGCUACAGUAUCGCAAUAUAUACGCUUUUGCCCUAGUGGAAAUGGUGCUGAUGGUGCCCCAAUCUGAAGUCAUAAGGAAUCUCUACCUACAGAAUGGUUUCCAUGUUACUUUCCUGUUGGACCAUACAGUAAAAGUUGACUGAGUAAAGAUUUGGGCUUCCAGCCCCAUGCAUACUCACAGCACUAUGACCAGUCCUCAGGAGGGCUUGGGUUGGUCUUCCUCCCCUUGUAUGAUUGCUGAGACCUUGAAGGAAGAGACUUCUGUGACCAGACACUGUGAUUAUGGACCAAGUGGAGAUUGCCCUAAAAGCUAUUUACCAGAAGUAACUGAAGAAAAACAUUUACCUCCUGCAGAUGGUGUUGAAAAUAGGAGUAGCCCUGUUACUGCAGUGCUAACCAGUGUUAGUGAGGAUUCCAAGGACCACUUUGAGAACAGUGUUUUACAACUCAGAGAGCAUGAGGACCCUGAGGCUGCUGUCUUGCAUGGAACUGCAAAUGUAGUUGAGAAGGGGGAUACUGAAACUGAUAAUGUUAAAAUGCAAUUCAGCAGAUCAGGGAGUGGCAGCAGUGGAUUUUUAGAAGGGCUUUUUGGUUGCUUAAGACCUGUUUGGAAUAUUAUUGGAAAAGCCUACUCAACAGAUUACAAACUGCAACAGCAAGAUACAUGGGAAGUUCCAUUUGAGGAGAUCUCAGAGCUGCAGUGGCUGGGUAGUGGAGCCCAAGGAGCAGUGUUCCUGGGAAAAUUCCGUGGAGAAGAGGUUGCGAUCAAGAAAGUGAGAGAGCAAAAGGAAACUGAUAUCAAGCAUUUGAGAAAACUGAAGCAUCCCAACAUUAUUGCUUUUAAGGGCGUUUGUACGCAGGCACCAUGCUACUGUAUCAUUAUGGAGUACUGUGCUCAUGGCCAGCUUUAUGAAGUUCUGCGGGCAGGGCGAAAAGUCACUCCACAGCUGUUGGUUGAUUGGUCCUCAGGAAUAGCCAGUGGCAUGAACUAUUUGCAUCUACACAAGAUUAUUCACAGAGACCUGAAAUCCCCCAAUGUCUUAGUUACACACACAGACACAGUAAAAAUUUCAGACUUUGGUACAUCUAAGGAGCUAAGUGACAAGAGUACCAAGAUGUCCUUUGCUGGGACUGUAGCAUGGAUGGCACCAGAAGUUAUCCGUAAUGAACCUGUAUCAGAGAAAGUUGACAUUUGGUCAUUUGGAGUGGUGCUUUGGGAGCUGCUGACAGGAGAAAUCCCUUACAAGGAUGUGGAUUCAUCAGCAAUAAUUUGGGGAGUGGGAAGUAAUAGUCUACACCUACCUGUACCUUCAACUUGUCCAGAUGGAUUUAAGAUCUUAAUGAAACAAACCUGGCAAAGUAAGCCUCGCAACAGGCCUUCUUUCAGGCAGAUUCUUAUGCAUCUGGACAUUGCCGCUGCUGAUGUACUUGGAACCCCUCAGGAGACUUACUUCAAAUCUCAGGCUGCUUGGAGAGAGGAAGUAAAGAAGCACUUUGAAAAGAUUAAAAGUGAAGGAACCUGUAUACAUCGGUUAGAUGAAGAACUGAUUCGACGCAGGCGAGAAGAGCUCAGACAUGCACUUGACAUCCGGGAGCAUUAUGAGCGAAAACUGGAGAGAGCCAACAACCUCUAUAUGGAGCUCAGUGCUAUCAUGUUGCAGCUAGAGGUCCGAGAGAAAGAACUUAUGAAGCGUGAGCAAGCUGUAGAAAAAAAAUACCCAGGUACAUAUAAACGCUAUCCAGUUCGGCCAAUUGUGAGACCAAAUACUGUGGAAAAACUGAUCAAGAAGAAAGGAGUGCCCCAGAAGGUGGGAGUUCAAACCAAGAGGCCAGAUCUCCUUAGAUCUGAUGGUAUACCAGCUGUUGAGGUGGUUCCAAAUCACUCGCCAGUGUCUGGAAGCCCCAGAGUUUCAACACCACCAGGAAAAGCACGAUAUCGUAGCAAACCACGUCACCGCCGUGGCAACAGUAAAGGAAGUCAUAAUGAUUUUCCAGGAAUUUUAAAAAGUAGCCAAGCACAAGAGGACUCCUCUCAGUACUUGCACUAUCACCAUCACCACCACCACCAUCACCACCAUCAUCAUCAAGGCACAAAGGUGCAUGGGGAAGACAUAGCAAACUGUGCUAAUAACCUAAGAUACUUUGGUCCUUCUGCAGCACUAAGAAGUCCACACAGUGAACAUGUACAACGCAGGAUGUCAGGCUCAAGCCCUGAUCUCAUCUCUACAACAAUAGAAGCAGACAGCAGGAGAAAUCUAGAAAGUGGAGAAGAUGGUGACUGUGAACUCUGCAGAAGUCAGCCUUGUAGCACAUGUUUGGAGUGUCGAAAGUUAGUGGGCACUAAUAUUGAAAGACUUCCUUCUGGAAGUGAGGUAACUCAUUCUGCCCAGUGCCAGCCAAAUUCAUCAGCACAUUGCCCUCCUAGUUCAUGUGAAAGUUCAAGGAUUCAGGAUAAGGCAGACCUUCUAGAAGGAAAUGAGCAUGGCAGCUACAGACCUGGCUCUUCUCUUAGCUCUGCUCAGCAGAUGACCCCUCCAAGUCAUCCUCGCAAGUCAAGGCCUGCUAGAAAGUGUGGUGAUGAGUCAUCUGAAGAAGAGGAAGGAGAGGUAGACAGUGAAGUUGAAUUUCCUCGGAGACAGAGGCCCCAUCGUUCCAUGAGCAGCUGUCAGUCAUAUUCAACCUUCAGCUCAGAGAACUUCUCAGUUUCAGAUGGGGAAGAGGGAAACACAAGUGACCAUUCAAACAGUGGUACUCCUGAGCAUCAGUGCAACAGUAAUGAGGAUCACAUAGGAGAUAAAACAGAUGACCAGCUGUCUCAUACCCCAGAGAUACCAAUUGAAAUUUCCACUCAGUCAGAUGGCCUCUCUGAUAAGGAGUGUGCAGUACGAAGAGUCAAAACCCAGAUUUCACUAGGAAAACUGUGUUCAGAUGACCAUAGUUAUGAGAAUCCACUGCACUUUGGAGAAUCUGAUGGCGACUCAUCUGAAGAGGAAGGAUCAGAUGCUACCGUCAGGAACACUAAGCCUUGCAACACGUUGACAUGGUAGUACUGACCUCAUUAUGUGCCUCUCAGUGAGGUUGCUUCUUUACUUAAAACUGAAACUAAGACUUAAGAACACACCUUCAGGAAAUGGAUUUGCAAUAACAUGAACUUACACUAAUAAACUCUGGAAGCUCUUUUAAGGGAGUGAUUAGACUGAAAAUGAUCAUUUCCUUCAGGUUGGCAGGGAUAUAUUUUGUUGAAUAAUAAAAGUACUGUAACAUUAAUAUUUAUUUUUGUUCACAACUUUGUAAUGUAAAGCAUGAAGUUUUGUGGCAGCUUUUUGAAGAAGAAAAAGAACUUUGAACAUGUAUUACAAAUGUUAAUGUGACAAGCAUGAGCACAGGACUGUUGCUGCUGUGAUAGGGACCAAGGCGCUUGGCAUUAUAGGCAGUAGACAGUGGUCUGACAAGAAUUAAUAAAGAGGAACACAGAGGAACCUUCCUGCAAGGGAAUAUACGAACAAACAUAACUGUACUUUAUGGGACAGUUGUGCAUGGAGGACAAAUGGAUUCUUUAAUAUUGUUGUGUUUAAAAAUAUAAACACACUUUAAUGCAUUUCAUUUCCCCAGCACAGAUGUUAAUAUUUAUUUUCCCAUCCUUCUAGAAUGAGACUGUUGGGGGUCAUGUCAUUAUUUUAUAAGAAAUUAUUUUUUCAGAGUUCUCUAGGAAACAUGAAGUCGUUUGACUAGAUUGCCAUAUUUUUUUAUUACAUAUAGUCCUAUUUGAGUGCACUUUAAUCACAGAAUUGUGUCUCGAGUACAUUCCAGAAUGAAACAGAAAAAAUCUUAUCCUCUGUUAACAUCUUUGUAUUUGUUUUUACUUAUUGCAGCUGCAAAACUCAGUGUUGAGAUGUGCUUGUAUUUUUCUUCUCCAUUGUUUUAGCUAGAUACUAGAAUAGUUAUCAUCUUUGAAACUAGAUAGAUUUCACAUAGUUCUUUUUGUGGCAUCACUGGUUUAGUUUGUAUACUAACAAGGUAUUGCAAGGAAUGAUAAUUUUUGUUUCUGCAGACUUGAAGUUUCAAUCAUGGAUACAGACAUACAAAACAAGUCAGUCUCUUGCUACCUGAUUUUCAUGUUGACCUGUUUGUUAGACAAAGUUAGUGUUAACCAGAACAGAAUAAGUCCCUAAACAUAAAAAAAAAUGUAUGUAUGAAGUGUCUUGAAAUAGCACCCUGCAAUAUAUGUAUAAAUUCUAGUUCCUAAUGUUAGAACUUGAGUAUUAAUAGUAUGUACUGUAAAUAAUGUUUUUCCCCCAAGCUUGGACUUUUUAGAAACAUGGUAUACGUAUUGGGCCAGCAAACUAUAUAAUAUAUUCAGAGAGUUAUCUCAGCAGGAUGGUAUUUCAGGCGUCAGAAUUGACCCUUGAUAUCUUGAAAUUGAAUAGUGAACAAGAAAACCAAAAGGUUUCAGUUUUAAGGAAUAUCUGAAAUGCCUCGAUAAGUAUGCCUUUGUGUCUCUUUGAAUAAUUAAAUUUCAGUUGUAUUUUGCAGCAUCACUGUCGUAAGCAUAUGAAAAAGUUGCCAAGUUAAAAAAGGUAAAUUUAUUGUACAGAAUACAGCUAUCCCCAGUACCUGACAAGGUUUAGUUAUUCAGUUGUGAAGCCCAUCCCAAGCAAUCAACCAGAACAUUCUUCCUCCAGAUACAGAUUUACAGGUACAUGUUAGCUCACAUAACUCAACUAUUUUUAAAGAGAAUUUGUUGUCUUAAUUUACAAGUAAGCUGUGAAAAAUGACAGAACGCAGGUGUAGAUAUGAGUUAUCUAUUAAAUACGAUUGUUGCAUUUAAUUUGUGGUGCUAACCCAAGGAAAAGGAAAAUGAAGUCAGUACUAUGAUACAAACUGGCAAAAUAAGCAUUUUGCAGAAUUUAAAUUAUACCAAAGCAGUAUGGGUUUUUUUUGUUCUGUUUAGACUACAUUCUCUUUGUUACAUUGACUUCUGAACUCCUUUGCCUAACCCAGCCUUGACUGUAGUUCUCAAACUUAAGUCAGAGUGUCAUUGCCUAUCUUUCAUCGUAAUAUUGUUGUUGUAGAUAUAUGUAGAUAGCAGCAGUAUUGGCUAAUAGCCUCCUGAUAGGUCCUGAGUAUUUUGAUUUUCUGCAAGCACAGUGUUUGUCACAACAUAAGCUUCCUCCUUCCAGUUUUCUUGUUUGUUGUUUCAUAUGGUGACAUACUUCAUGCCUCCAUGUUGCCUUGAUCUUUGAUGUCCUAAAACUGUUGAAUUUGAUCUUGCAUUGCUCUGUUGUAGAAUUAGAAAACAAUGUCAUAACAUAUUUCCUUGUAGUUCAUGCUUUACAGCCUCCAUCAUGGUCUCCCACAGAGUUAUGUUUUAAAUCUUUUCAUAGUUUUUUUUUUUUUUAACAUAGGGACCAGUACAGUGUUACCUUUGCAAUGUAGCCUUGUCAGAUAUACUUUUUUUUACUUGCUGGGUUUCUCUUUCACUGUGUAGCAUUUCCCCAUUUUGUGUUAUAUGUACCUUCCAGAGCUUUGUUGCAUGAAUUACCCACCUUGUUCAUAGUGAUACAAGUAUUUAUGUUGCUCUUCCUCCAACCUCAUGGCAGUUGCUUCAGAGUUAUGAGUCUCAUGAAAAUGUUUUUAAAUUUACAUCCUUUCUUCACCACUUCAGGGGGACAAACUCAACAUUGUAGUUCAGUAAUCACAUUUCACCAGUCAGCAGUAACUUCAGCUGUACUAGGAGUGUGUGUUUGCUAAAGUUAUUCACCUAGUUUUUGAUGUUUCUGCUUCUCCCAUUUGUGUUUAACAUGUGAUGAGAGACUUCAAAGUUGUCUGUUCUGUUUCUAAGGGUACACAUUCUAAGGUAAUCUUUAUCUUGCUUGCUCAUAUGACAAGCUUUUUUUGCUUUCUUUCAAUGGCUUCUCCGUGUCCUUGUAGAGUUUCACAUAUUGUUGUAAAUGAUGUCUUGACGUUUUCAGUUGCUUCUAUGUUACUUAUUGUUUAUCAAACCACAGCAUUGUUUUUCAUGAUUGGGGAAAAGAUAGAUUCAGUUUAUUUUUAUUUAAUAAUCACAUUUUAGUAUUAUUUUUUUCAGUUUUCCCUACUACUUUCUGUCAUCUGCUGUAUCCUGGAACCAUUUUUCAUUCUUCUACAGCAAACACCCCUAUCAGUUAACUGACUUGCCCCCUCCCUCAGACCAGGGCUGUGCUAAGCAAGGACGUGUUUGAUGAAUAUUUAGGGAGUGGGUAGAGAUGGGAUCAGGGCAACCUGGUUUGGUAUCAUUGUGACAGCAAUAGUAGGCAUUUUUGUUUAUGCCCUUUCCACAGUCUCACACCACCCGUAAUGUGCAGUGAUGUCAGUGUGGACCUUUGUCUGUAGACACUCUACCAGUGUUCCCUCCUUUUUUCUUCAGGUGAGCCAGCAAAAUUUCACUGUAUCCCUAUAACCUACAAACCUAGAUUAACUCUGUCAGACUUCUUCACUCUGCAGAAUGGAACUAGCUAAUCCAGUUUUAUUUUAUCUGUAAGUACAGUCUGCCUUAGUAUCCGCAACUAUGUAGUCUCUGUAACAGCUCCUUUAGUUUCACACUGUGCGUAGCAGUGUACUCCAUGCUAAGUGAAAAACAUAGCUGGUUUGAUAUGAUAGGCCAUGUUUAGCUGAGGAGAAAGGAUGUGCUGCUACCAUGGCAUAUUUUUCUUGCUAUAUGUCAAGAUUCUGUUCCCUGUCUUUGCUUGUAGAAUUUUGCCUGCCUUUACUUUUUUUUCAGACUUUAUUGUGCCAUGAAUUAUGUUCCACUCCUUUUUGUCAAGAAUCUCAGCUUCCUUAUGUUAAGUGCAGUCCAUUAUAGAGUCUCUGCCAUUUGUAGAAUAGGGGACAAGUGUUUCUGUAAAGAUGUUGACUGAGCUUCAAAUGAGAGCUCAUGCUGAUACAUGGGGAGAGCAUUUACUCAUAUGUGGUUUUCAGUGUUCACUUCCUCCAGUCCUGGUGGAUCUCAAUAAAUGUACAUCUCUUGAUAUUAUGAAAUACAUGUAAAAUAUCUCAUGCAGAUUAUGACUAGCUUGUAAAUGCAAAUGAUAUUGUGAAUGUUAUCAAGACUCUCCCCAAGAAUACAUUCUUGUCUUCUUUGCUCAUCCCAGUAGAGUUGGGCUGCAUCUUGAUGCCCAAAGCAUGGAUUUAACCCAGCUUGCUGUUGCAUUGUGUGAUGGUUAUUUUAAUAGCCCUGUAGAAACAAAGCAGCUACUGUUACAUCAGUGUAUGGAACAAACACAUUGUUUUUCAUGGCAUUGCUGUUGACCCUAUAGAGUUACUAUAAAGGUUUCUAUAUCAUUCAUUUUAUUUCCAUAUACUGAGGAAAAAGUCAUACAAAUAACCUUUAUGUUUUAGAAGAAAUUUGUCACUUUGUCCUACUCAUCUUCUAAAAUUGAUGUGCUUUCUCAGUUCUUUUACACAUCUCAUCCCGCCACUUGUUUUCAUUCAUACUUCAGUGUGGACCAGACUUGCUGUCAGCCUUCAGUAGUUUGGUUUUCAUCACUCCCAUUCAUAUCAUGUUCAGAGUACCCUGUCACCAUGUGUUUCUUAAUCCCCUGUCAUCAGGUGCAUUUUAGUGAUUUUUUGUAACUCAAAAACAGCCCAUUCCCACUUACCCAGUCAGUUUCCUGCACUGUCUCAGUCUUCUUUCAUUGAAAUGUAUGCAGUUAGUGUUCCUUUCAAAGCUCUAGUGAAGUGUGCUGAUUGCCAGUGUCAGAAGUAUUAUUUUAAACGGGAUUUGAUUUAGCUUAUUUCUGUUCCCAUUUGAUGAAAUGUCUAACAUUUAUGUCGCCAUCCACACUGCACUGCAAAAACAUACAUUUUGUGUUGGUCUUUCUGAUAUACUAUGCAUUGUCAUUUAAAGCAGUGCUGUUUUUCUAUUAUUUUCCUGUGUGUAACUCUGUAUUCAUUGAUCUCACUUCUGAGGUGCUGCUACUCUUUUUUUCUAGUUAGCUGUUUUUGACAGAUGUGAUGCUGUAUCAAUAGAUUGCAGCCUAGUUAAUAGUUUCUUACCCUCAGGUUUAUAUUUACUUUCAGAUUUGUAUUUAUUAGACUUAGCAAUGUCAGUCUGUGAAACACAGCUUCCUGGAACCCUGCUUUCAAAGCCUGCUUUAUCUGUAGAAGUGAACUGUAUCCUUUCUCCUCUGCAGUUUAUUUUGUCUUAAACAACUGUUUUAGUUUGCUAGUAGUCUUAAUAAGCCUGUUUAGAACCAUGUCACAUAUUUUGUUGGUCCAGAAAUGUAGCCUCUGUUCUACUUAUUUUGCUGUGCAUUUUCAUUUAAUUUGACACAGAGAUAGUUUAGUAGAAUCACAAUUCUAAAAAAUGACAGUAAUCUUGAAAUUAAUCAUUAGUGAUUUCAAACUUUGAAUCCUGAUUUUGUCUUGAUUUGUAACAGUGAUGAAGCCAUUAAUUACUUGUGUUGUGUUUUUGCGACCCAAAUGAACCUUAGAAGCACAGAUGCUUUUGUUGCUAAACUUACAAAUUUACAAAGGAGGUAUGGCAGGGUUUAUCAUGAGAUAAAAUAACAAGGCAGAAAACAAAGCUAUCAUAAAGCAUCAAAAGCAAGUAAGCCAGCCUCCAGUUUCUCUCUGUUGACAGUUUAAAAAACAUGGCUAUGAAGUUCUUAAAAUAGUUUUUACACUGAGCCUAGGGCAGGAAUCAACAGGGUUAGUCUGCAUUAUUUAUUUUUAUUGUAAUGUUUUUGUGAUGUUACCAGCUAAGACAAACAGCUGGCAUUUGAGGAAACAAGUAGCACAAUAUCGCUUAUUUUCUUGUCAAACAAGCUAAUAUAGUUUCCAGCAUGCAUAAUGUAAAUAAUUGUUCACUGAGGCAGCAUAGCAUAGUAGUUAUUAUGGUGAAAGGUAAUGUACAGGUAAGAUUCUUGAUAUAAAAAAGAAAACUUGAAUCACUUUGUACAAACCUGACUGGGAAAUGGGUGAAAAACACAUGUAGUUCUUUUUUGUGUUUGGUUUACAGUCUCCUUUGCUAUGUUAAUUCAGCAUAUUAGUCACUGUAAUUUUAGCACAUUGACAUAAUGAAGGAAAUGUUUUAUUUGUAUGGAAAUGAACAGUAUUUGAUCAGAUUAAAUUAUUCCAUUUCUAUUCCUGUAGCUGGACUACAUUGUAACCUAUUAAGUUAUAAUUUUUUUUUCUGUAGAUCAGAAGUUUUGGCUUCAUGGUAACUUGCACAAUUAUGAAUUCAUUUGUGAUCCAUCUUGUGAAAUGUUUUGUUUUAUGCUGUGUAAAUCCCUAAUGAAGGAAGCUUUCAGAUUUGAGAAAGUGCUGUCAUUCAGUAUAUUAUCUGGUAUACGCUUGCCAAACGUAAAUUAAAAAAAAAUAAAUAAGCAUAUUUAAUAUCUCCAGUGGCCAGUAGUGACACAUACAUACAUACAAAAUAAUUACUCUGUAUAUUGUAAUGUAGAUUCCAAGUUUAUUUAGCCUUUCUUUGUUUUAAAUGGGUUAUUUUCUGGCAAAUAUGGUACACUAAAACUACGGAUAUUAGAUGCAUAUGGUCUUGGUACACAGGUGCAUUAAGUUUUGCACUACCUCAGUAUGGCACAGUGGUAGGAAGUAACAGAAUUAAACUUUACAAUUUGUUUUAAAUGUGAGGUAACUGAAUGGUGGCAAAUCACUGAUUUGUGUCAUUUUAGUAAGCUUUGGCAAGCCAGAACAUCUGAUGACAUUAGCACAUUCAGUUUAUGUUGGCUGACAGCCCUCUCUCAAGUUGCACCAUUUGUGUUGUAAUAAUGUGACCAUUCCAUGGGCAUUUAUUCCAAGAUUUUUUUCAUUUUCACUAAAAUGGUGACUUCCUGACACAAACCUAAUUGUCUGUACUGAAGUACUGUACAGUGAUGGAAAUAAGAAUGCAAAUUGAAGCCAACUGCAUGGAAUAAAAAAGCCAGUGUACAUUAAAACUC